Molecule: messenger RNA, 598 nt
Organism: Ornithodoros turicata
Lineage: Eukaryota; Metazoa; Arthropoda; Arachnida; Ixodida; Argasidae
Exons: 4
Coding region: 67-447 (126 amino acids)
Molecular function (GO): DNA binding
Source: RefSeq, a predicted model, not a curated record
AAGGAGGAGAACGAUGUGCUCAGGAGGUCACUAGAGGCAGCUCAGAAAGCAUCUGAGCCGGCAAAGAUGGUGAAAAGACUGCAAAAAAUGCUCGAGAACAAAGACAAGGUAGUGAAUGAGGCCAUUUUGGAAACCACAAAGGUUGACAUCGGCAGUGGUGUGAUUGUCGAAAAGGUCAUUCUAGAGCGGUUGGAACGGGCUUGCCAGUGCAGCCCAGGCAAGUUUGCCCGCUCCCUCUUGCGUCACGUCUUCACUGAAGACGAGCUUCGGGGAAAGACUCUCUUUGGCACCAAGAGCAACCUACACAAGGACAGACCAGCUAAGGGAGCCCUUGAUCCAAUUCGUACCAAUGCUGUCAUAGGGUACACAUGCAGCAAGUUUUCCCAAGCAAGCAUCACAUACAUAAAAAAUAGCCUGGCGUCAAUGUUGGCACGAGAGAUGAGGUGAACGGAUGGCGCAAGGUACAGUGGCAGCAACUAGUCUCCGCUUAACUGUAACGUUACCCUAUGUUACUGUAACGUUCUCUGCUGCUAAUGUACACGCAUAGGUCGGUGUUUCUGUCCUCCAAAACUCCCGAUCAGAAUCAUCUGAUCAGGUG